AUUUUCCAUUUUAAUUACAUUCACAUAAAGGAUGGCACAUCAAUAUAUAAUGAUACUGUUAAGAUCAUAUUUAAGGCAUUUCCUUUGUCACUGAUUUUCCCAGUUUAGAAUGUGUGUUCUUGUGUGCCCGAGUCAGAUUAUUAUAGUACUUGUAUCAAGUCUGCGUACUGGUGACUGCUCUAUUAUGACAGGAAAUCUGAAUAAACUAACACAUGUAAAUUACUGUGUGUGUUUUGCUUGUGGCCAGUGUGGUAUCCUCAUGAACCACAAUGGAUUAAAAUGGUUCAGUUUAAAGAGUGCUGGGAAACUAUUGCAAAUUAUUGUGGAAGAGGCCAUUUGCAAAUUAAUCCCUUGCAUUCUCCUCGUGCCCAUCCGACCCGUGAGUGCUCGGUACGGGUACGGGUGGUGGUUCUCCACUGGCUUUUUGUCGAGCCGAGCGAGAACCAACCCGUGAAGCUUUUUCCUCAAAAGACAUCUGAAUCCAGCUGCGAGCCGAGCCAAGUUAAUCGGUUAGUAAGCUCCAGAAAGUAAAACAACAAAAAUUGUGGGCAGCGUGUGCGAUGAGUGAGGAAAGUACAGCUCUUGGGACGCUGAGGAAGUGUAGGCUGUAGUUUCUCAUUGGGCAGAUGGACGUGUUCUGGAAGAUCUGGAGUCCUGCUUCAGAAAUCUGACAUUUCAUGGAAAGGAGUUUUAUUGAAGACUGGUGUUUUUAGAUAUAUUAAAAUGGCUUACAGAAGAGACCAGCGUGAAAUGUGGAAUAAUCCCCAGUAUUUCAAUGAGAGAAACCAACAGCGCUUCCCACAAGCAAGAGAGGGGUCCUAUCAACGGAUAGUAAAUGUCGUCCCACGGAAUCCUAUGUUUGAUAGACCAGAAGAAAAUUACAGAGAAUUCAUGUAUGAGGAGAAUUCCAGAAACAUUCCAGGUGGUAACUAUGGAAAUGAUCAGAGGAAUGGCCCCCCACAGAGAUGGGAAGAACAUGGUCGAUGGCAGAAAGAAGAGUGUCGUGGAGGAAGACAAGCAGAGUUCAGGGAAGACCGGGAGCAUUUUAGAAGGAAAAGCUUUUUUCCACCUCACGUAAGAGACCGUUCACCUAAUAGAAAAGGCUCUGCUUACUACAGAAAUUCCCCUGGAGGUCGGCGGGGUUCUCCGCAUAGUCGCUCUGGAUCCAGUGUUAGCAACAAGAGCUUCUCUCCAGACCAGAGCAAGCCCAGUUCCUGUCAGGCUCUGCAGAACAAGAGCAAAGAGAGGCCAUCAACCCAUUCCUUAAACACUUCAAGAGAUGCUUCUCCACUGAGUUCUACAUCUCUGCCGACUUCAAAGAUAAGCUUGGAUAAAAGCAGCAGACCACCAGAGUGUCAGACUACAGAAGCAUUAAGUGAGAGACCUGAUGACGUAUUAGAGAAAUCUAAUGAACAAGAUUUAUCUGACACUCAGAAGGAAUAUAAUGAAAAAAAUAUUUUUGAAGAUGAACCAGAGGAGCCACAUACAAGUAAAGACAACAGAGUUCUUGAUGAUGAUUUUCUAGAUCGAAGAUCUCAAGCAAUUGCUGAAAAAGCAAAAGAAAUUGAAGAGGUUUAUAGACAAGACUGUGAGACGUUUGGGAUGGUUGUGAAGAUGCUUGUUAAUAAAGAUCCAACUCUGGAGAAACAAGUGCAGUUAUCUUUGAGAGAGAACCUGCGUGAGAUUGGAGAACGGUGCAUUGAAGAGAUUAAGAAUUUUAUUUCAGAAUAUGAUAAUGCUCCUGCCCAACCCGAAUGAAGAGACAAAUAUAUCCUAUGUUUUUACAUAAUUUUACUGUUGCAUUACUAUUAGUACUAAUGUGUUAUUUUGGUAACAUAAAGACUAUUUACUCAAAUAGUGGGGGGUGGGGGGGGGGGUUGGUGGCUCUAAUUGUUUAAGUUUGAAACCAGAAAUUUGUUAUUUAGAAACUGACUGCAACAAGUUUGGCAAUAAUGUUUUAAAGCACGGCAGUGAAUUCCUUGGCAAACUGCUCCUAUAUUUAUUAAACAUAACAGUCUACUAUAAGAGCCUUUAUGAAAUUGAAAACCAGAGGGAAAGAGGAAGAAGUUUAAUUAGUCUGGUUAAACCCCUCGCAUUACAUUCCUUAUCAUUUUUAGUCUUUAUUUUGCUAAAGUUUAGCUUGUUACACAUCUACAGUGUUAAGUAUAAAAUACUUGUUUCAAUCCAAGUUCUGCCAAAAAAUUAACUCCAUAGUCUAUAUCUGGAGACCCAUUCAAUAGUUUGAUUGUUCUGUUGUAAAAUCAUGUUGAAUGCAUAACAGUAUUGGGAUAUGUGUUUGUCUAUUUUAAAAAUACUCAUGUAUUAGGGAUUUAUUAUUGUGGGUUUCAAGAGAAGUAUUUACCUGUUUGAUUUCUUUUUUGUGAGAGGUUUGCUUAUUUCAUGUAUUUUCAUUUUUAGUAUUGCUUUUUUUAAGA
Messenger RNA from Polyodon spathula (Mississippi paddlefish), 2435 nucleotides. RefSeq names its product periphilin-1-like. NCBI's taxonomy places the organism in Eukaryota, Metazoa, Chordata, Actinopteri, Acipenseriformes, Polyodontidae. The record is from RefSeq and is a predicted model, not a curated record. Gene Ontology annotation, biological process: negative regulation of DNA-templated transcription; negative regulation of gene expression, epigenetic; protein localization to heterochromatin. The transcript is spliced from 10 exons. Gene Ontology annotation, cellular component: nucleoplasm. The coding region runs from base 724 to 1758 and encodes 344 amino acids.